Messenger RNA from Diatraea saccharalis (sugarcane borer), 2281 nucleotides. The record is from the annotation of a GenBank genome assembly. Lineage: Eukaryota; Metazoa; Arthropoda; Insecta; Lepidoptera; Crambidae.
CAUUUAUGGUAUAGCUUCAGCACCAGCCAUUUUUCAGAAAAUUAUGGACCAAAUAUACUCUAGAAUACUUAAUACAGAAUAUUACAUCGAUGAUAUUCUUAUUAAAUGGAAAUAUUAUGAAGAUCUCCAUAACGGUAAAGUGUUAGAAAGGUAAAAUAAAUAUAAUAAUAUUAAAAUAUAAAGUUUAAUAUUUUGUACAUAUUUUUAGUCUAAAGAAGGGAGGAAACCUAGACCAUAUUUAGUAGAAGCUAUUGUCAAUGCAUAAAUACACAUAAUGUCAAAGUUUGUGGUCUUAUUUAGGAAUACUAAACUUUUAUCAUAACUUCAUUGGUACUUAAGUACGGGCUGCAGUCUGCAUUCUCGUCUUGGCAGAAGCACAGGUUCAAAUCUUACCUGAGGUGUAUAGGUUAUAAUAUAUAUUUUUUAAUUUUGUUUAUAUUUUUUUGUGUAGGAAAUGAGUUCUGCGUAAUAUAAACAAAAUGAAGUGUUCUGAUUGUACCAAAUAAAAUUAUAAAUAUGAAACAAACUGAGUUAAAUAUAAAAGAAAAUGAAUAAAAAUCAUUACUUUUGAUAAAAUUGUUUAAUCGACCCUCUACAUAACAGUAAAAUAACCAAAUAUUAUAAUCAAUAUUAAGUAUUAGAAUAUUGUAGUUUUUAGCCAUUCUGGCGUAACAAUAUUUAUUGCAAGCCAUAAAUAUUUUGUAUCACUGAAAGAAAAUCAAAUAUAAUUACAAUUUUACAACGUUGAGAUUAUGAGCCUUUAUAAAUAAAAUUAUCCAUUAAAAGGGACUAUGCAAGUCAUCAAUUACUUGCUCAGCGCCCUGGAAUGUUGAGCUACCGAAUGUUGAGUUGUUUUUGGGAUAAAUUUUAUAAUUGUUACAAUUUAAAGACUUAUUGCCCAUUGCAAAAACGUGAGACGGAAAUUAACAUUCCAACCUCAAAUGUAAAAGAACCUUUGACUGAUAUAAUUAAUAUCAUAGGUUCUACAAAAGGAUUUUAUAAGACUGUGUAUAUUUUCUACUUUAGCAGUCGGGAAUGACCAGCCUCUUCUUAUGAAAAUCUGUGAGUUGUAUUCACCAGGUUCAUUGCAUGAUCUACUGGUGGAAAAUAUCCAUCCAUUAUUUAUAAACAAUAGAACACAUCUUCUAGUCAAAGUAGCAAGUGAAAGAAAAAUUGAGUACGCUUAUUUAGGAAGAGCAAAAAGUGGAGUGGAUGAAGAUGGAGAUGUUCGAGUGAUAUUUUAUAAAUCUGUUGAUGAUACUGGAAAAUUAUUUAAAUUGGUAGAACCUGAUGUGUCAGAUGUAAUGUUCGAAAAUUUGUUACAAAUUAUUCCACCUCCUAGGGUAGUUAAAAGAAGAAGACGUAUAUUUUAUGAGUUUCAUCAACCAAUAAAAGUUUUUGAAAAGAAGAGUAAAUAAAAAUAUAUUGUAAGAUUAAAAUAUCUAUCAAAGAAUCAAUAAGACUUUUUAAGAAAAUAUUAUUUGUUAUUUUUUCCUACAAAUUAAAAGUGUUAUAAAGAUAAAUUUGUGCGGCGGGUAAACAUUAUUUAUAACUCCGUAACUUUGUGAACCUCACAACUUUGUCCCCCAUAUAAUUUAAGUUCAAAGUAAUGUAUCAAACCACUUUAUUGGGAACAUUCACAAAAAUAACGUUUUUAGUAUUACAUGCUAAACAAUUAAGGUUGUCACUAGAUUUUUUAGUAACUUUAUUGGGCAACUUUCAUAAUAAUAGGGAUUAAAGUAUGAAAUUGCCGAUUUGUACCGAAAAUCAAAAUUACUUAUUUUUAAAUUUGUGAAGUGACAGAGUGGUACUGGAUAUUUUUUUAGUGUUUAUUUUACGAAUUUCGUCCAAUGGAGUUAGAUAAAAUUAAAUGUUAAUAUUUUUUAUAAGAAUGUAAUGAGACUGAAGAUCUGAUUUUAGAUGAAAAAUUAUAAAAAUAUAUUAUUUUUGUGACUGAGGUGUUAUUUUUUUGAUACCAUUCCUACGAAAUAUUAAAUAAAAGCAAAAUUAAUACUAAUACUUCGAUGCAUGAUAUGUAUUUGAAAUCUACAAUACCAAAGCAAUAAUUUAAAUGAAUAUAAAAUUAAAAACAUUUUACCAAACAAAUCAUCUCUUUACUUUUUUUAACAAACAUAAAAAAGUUAUGCAAUAAUUUUAGUAUUUGAGUUGUUUUUCUAGUAGAACCUCUAGGAAAUGACAUAGUUUUUUGCUUGCCAUGAAAGGAAUAAACGGUUGUAAGUAAGAUUCUUUUAAUUUUAUACCUUUAGCAAGACCAUUUCGC